Molecule: messenger RNA, 1072 nt
Organism: Budorcas taxicolor (takin)
Lineage: Eukaryota; Metazoa; Chordata; Mammalia; Artiodactyla; Bovidae
Gene: PDCL3
Product: phosducin like 3
Exons: 6
Coding region: 114-836 (240 amino acids)
Biological process (GO): positive regulation of gene expression; angiogenesis; protein folding
Cellular component (GO): cytoplasm
Source: RefSeq, a predicted model, not a curated record
CGGGGCGAAGGGCAGGCUGGGAGAGGAGGCGAGUGGCGCCUGCGCGCGUGCGCGGUAGAGAGCUCGCGAGCCGGGUGGCUGUGGCCGGCAGGGCCCCAGCGAUUUGACAGAAAAUGCAGGACCCCAACGCAGACACCGAGUGGAAUGACAUCUUACGCAAAAAAGGCAUCUUGCCUUCAAAGGAAGAUUUGAAAGAUCUGGAGAAGGAGGCAGAAGAAGAGGAGCAGCGGAUCCUCCAGCAGUCCAUUGUGAAAACAUAUGAAGACAUGACUUUGGAAGAACUGGAGGAUAAUGAAGACGAAUUUAAUGAGGAAGACGAACGUGCAAUUGAAAUGUACAGGCAGCAAAGACUGGCUGAGUGGAAAGCAACCCAACUGAAGAAUAAGUUUGGAGAGGUUUUGGAAAUCUCGGGAAAGGAUUAUGUUCAAGAAGUUACCAAAGCUGGUGAGGGCUUGUGGGUCAUCCUGCACCUUUACAAACAAGGGAUUCCCCUCUGUGCCCUGAUAAAUCAGCACUUCAGUGCACUUGCCAGGAAGUUUCCUGAUGUCAAGUUUAUCAAAGCCAUUUCAACCACCUGCAUACCCAAUUACCCUGAUAGGAAUCUGCCCACGAUAUUUGUGUACCUUGAAGGUGACAUCAAAGCUCAGUUUAUCGGACCUCUGGUGUUUGGUGGCAUGAACCUGACUUUGGAUGAGUUGGAGUGGAAGUUGUCUGAGUCUGGAGCCAUCAAGACGAGCCUGGAGGAGAACCCCAAGAAGCCCGUGGAAGACGUGCUGCUGUCCGCGGUGCGGUGCUCCGUCCCCGCCAGGAGGGACAGUGAUUCUGAGGAUGACUGAGGCCGUGGCCCUGGUGACCUGCUGAACUUUCCCGAUGUGAUAUAGCAUGAACUUUUUUUAAAAAAGGAAAAAGUAGGAACGUAUACUGUGGUUUUUUUAGUCUUUUAUAUUACGUUCUGAACCUCACAGAUCUCAGAAAUAAUCAUUGCUGGGAAUCCUUUUAAAUUUCUGGGAACUCUUUUUAAAUUAAUAGUAUUUCCUUAAGAAAAAAAUAAAAGCCAGAUAUUAGUUUGGCA